Messenger RNA from Selaginella moellendorffii, 1076 nucleotides. Its product is annotated as protease HtpX homolog. Bases 65 to 1000 code for a protein of 311 amino acids. Gene Ontology annotation, cellular component: endoplasmic reticulum membrane. Gene Ontology annotation, molecular function: metalloendopeptidase activity. Lineage: Eukaryota; Viridiplantae; Streptophyta; Lycopodiopsida; Selaginellales; Selaginellaceae. The transcript is spliced from 10 exons. The record is from RefSeq and is a predicted model, not a curated record. Gene Ontology annotation, biological process: CAAX-box protein processing.
CCUUUCUUCUUGGCAAACUCCGAGCCAGAAAGUUUCUCGACUGAGAGCCGAUUUUUCUGUCCACAUGAGUCUGUUCCUUCCAGGUUUCCAGUACAAGGCGCCCUCUUCGUUGCACUCCCAGUUUCAUCGCUCCAAUGUCAAGAUGUGUAUCAAUUCGAUCGGAGUGCUCAGGCCUCGAGCUGCUCGGCCAAUUCCAAAUCUUUUAGCGGAUGAUUUCAGGCAUCCUCUGGACCAGCAGAACACGGCAAUCUUGCGGGUCAUUCCAGGACUUCCUGAGAUUGGAAAGCUUAUUCUAGGGCCUGUGGCAGAGCAAGUGAUGCUCUUAGAGAACAUAGCUAGUUCUGUCAAAGUUAACGACAAACAGCUGCCUCAUCUUCAUGACUUAAUCACAGAGGCUUCUACCAUACUCGGGUUGGAAUCGCCUCCAGAUUUGUAUGUUCGGCAGAAUCCCGUUCCAAAUGCCUACACUUUGGCCAUCGCCGGAAAAAAGCCAUUCAUUGUGUUGCAUACAAGCAUCAUAGAGCUUCUCAAGCCAGCUGAGCUUCAGGCAGUGAUUGCUCACGAACUUGGUCACCUGAAAUGCGAUCAUGGCAUAUGGCUAACGUUUGCAAACAUUCUUGCAAUGGGAGCCUACUCCCUGCCCGGAUUGGGAACUGUUAUUGCUCGCAAUCUCGAAGAGCAGAUAUUUAGAUGGGUGAGAGCUGCCGAACUAACUUGUGAUCGAGCAGCUCUUCUCGUGGUUCGUGAUCCCGACGUGGUGAUCUCUUUGCUAAUGAAACUCUCAGGUGGAUGCCCAUCACUUGCAAACCAGCUAAACGUCCAAGAGUUUCUGAAACAAGCUCGUUCGUACGACGAGGCUUCCGCCAGUCCUCUAGGAUGGUAUCUCAGGAACGCUCAAACGAGGCAGCUCUCGCAUCCAUUGCCAGUCUUGAGAGCUCGGGAGAUCGAUCAAUGGGGUCGAAGCACCCAAUACAAAGCAUUAGUGGCUCGUAAGUUCUAGCAAAUUCUUACACAAUUUCCAGGACACAGAGCUGUACAUACGAUAGAAUGAAUAGAAUAAAUAAGCGAACUAUAUC